This is a messenger RNA of Lepus europaeus (European hare), 3668 nucleotides long. It is a transcript of the gene GRM2, whose product is annotated as glutamate metabotropic receptor 2. Bases 615 to 3233 code for a protein of 872 amino acids. Gene Ontology annotation, biological process: regulation of synaptic transmission, glutamatergic; G protein-coupled glutamate receptor signaling pathway. The transcript has 5 exons. Gene Ontology annotation, molecular function: group II metabotropic glutamate receptor activity. NCBI's taxonomy places the organism in Eukaryota, Metazoa, Chordata, Mammalia, Lagomorpha, Leporidae. Gene Ontology annotation, cellular component: membrane. The record is from RefSeq and is a predicted model, not a curated record.
CCCAGAGGUGGGAGAAUGUACCUUAGAGUCUGCUUUCCCUCUGCCUGUGGGCCCUCAAAGAGCAGCUCCUCCCCCCCCCCCCCCCCGGAAAUCUGAGGCUCAGGAUGGGGACUGGAUACCCCUGCCCACCCCAGUUGGUGGCUCUGAUGUGGCCUCUGCUGCAACGGCUUUGACCUCCAGGUCCUGAGUGUUUUAUACGAGGCCUUGGGUAGCUUGUGAUUUGCAGAAAGCUUGGCGCUGGCUGUGGUCUUCUAUCCUUUGCCUGGGCCGCUGCCCCCCUGGCUGCCUCCCAGGGCCCAUUUGCAGCGCAGAUGAGGACAGAGAGGUAGGUUCGGGGGGCAUCCCAGGAGCUUCUCAGCCUGGUUUAGUGACACCACCCUGUCCCUGGUGACCUGGGUGAAGGGUGGGAAGUGGCAGAGUCAGAAAGGGCAGUCACUCUCAGGUCCCUCUUCUCCUGUUUGUCUGUCUAUCUCUCUGCAGGAGCUGGGUCCCUUCUUCCUCUCUUCCUGUCUGUCCUUCCUGGUCCCUGUUUCCUCCUCUCGUUGCCUUUGCUGCUUCUGCCCUCCUCACCUGGAGACCCAGGUCUGCUGGACCCAUCCAUCCCCUCUGGGGCCAUGGGAUCGCUGCUUGGGCUCCUGGCACUGCUGCUGCUAUGGGGUGCUGUGGCUGAGGGUCCCGCCAAGAAGGUGCUGACCCUGGAGGGGGACCUGGUGCUGGGCGGGUUGUUCCCAGUGCACCAGAAGGGUGGCCCGGCGGAGGACUGUGGCCCUGUCAAUGAGCACCGUGGCAUCCAGCGCCUUGAGGCCAUGCUUUUCGCACUGGACCGCAUCAACCAUGAUCCCCACCUGCUCCCUGGUGUGAAACUGGGUGCACACAUCCUCGACAGCUGCUCCAAGGACACACACGCCCUGGAGCAGGCGCUGGACUUCGUGCGUGCCUCACUCAGCCGCGGGGCCGAUGGCUCCCGCCACAUCUGUCCCGACGGCUCUUACGCCACCCAUGGUGACGCUCCUACUGCCAUCACUGGUGUCAUUGGCGGCUCCUACAGCGAUGUAUCCAUCCAGGUGGCCAACCUCCUGCGGCUCUUUCAGAUCCCACAGAUCAGCUACGCCUCCACCAGUGCCAAGCUGAGCGACAAAUCCCGCUACGACUACUUUGCCCGCACAGUGCCCCCUGACUUCUUCCAAGCCAAGGCCAUGGCUGAGAUUCUCCGCUUCUUCAACUGGACCUACGUGUCCACUGUGGCGUCCGAGGGUGACUAUGGCGAGACAGGCAUCGAGGCCUUUGAGCUGGAGGCCCGCGCCCGCAACAUCUGUGUGGCCACCUCGGAGAAGGUGGGCCGUGCCAUGAGCCGGGCCGCCUUCGAGGGUGUGGUGCGGGCCCUGCUGCAGAAGCCCAGUGCCCGCGUGGCCGUCCUGUUCACACGGUCCGAGGACGCCCGGGAGCUGCUUGCUGCCACCCAGCGCCUCAAUGCCAGCUUCACCUGGGUGGCCAGCGAUGGCUGGGGGGCACUGGAGAGCGUCGUGGCGGGCAGCGAGGGGGCUGCCGAGGGCGCCAUCACCAUUGAGCUGGCCUCCUACCCCAUCAGUGACUUUGCCUCCUACUUCCGCAGCCUGGACCCCUGGAACAACAGCCGGAACCCCUGGUUCCGGGAGUUCUGGGAGCAGAGGUUCCGCUGUAGCUUCCGGCAGCGAGACUGUGCAGCCCACUCUCUGCGGGCUGUGCCCUUCGAGCAGGAGUCCAAGAUCAUGUUUGUGGUCAACGCCGUGUACGCCAUGGCCCAUGCGCUGCACAACAUGCACCGCACCCUCUGCCCUAACACCACCCGCCUCUGUGACGCCAUGCGGCCGGUCAACGGGCGGCGCCUCUACAAGGACUUCGUGCUCAAUGUCAAGUUUGACGCUCCCUUCCGCCCGGCUGACACUCACAAUGAGGUCCGCUUCGACCGCUUUGGUGAUGGCAUUGGCCGCUACAACAUCUUCACCUACCUCCGGGCAGGCAGUGGGCGCUACCGCUACCAGAAGGUGGGCUACUGGGCAGAAGGCCUCACCUUGGACACCAGCCUCAUCCCCUGGGCCUCCCCCUCCGCAGGGCCCCUGCCUGCCUCUCGCUGCAGCGAGCCCUGCCUGCAGAAUGAGGUGAAGAGCGUGCAGCCCGGUGAGGUCUGCUGCUGGCUCUGCAUCCCGUGCCAGCCCUAUGAGUACCGGCUGGAUGAGUUCACCUGUGCUGACUGCGGCCUGGGCUACUGGCCCAACGCCAGCCUCACCGGCUGCUUCGAGCUGCCCCAGGAGUACAUCCGCUGGGGCGAUGCCUGGGCCGUGGGACCUGUCACCAUUGCCUGCCUGGGUGCCCUGGCCACGCUGUUUGUGCUGGGUGUCUUUGUGCGGCACAAUGCCACGCCGGUGGUCAAGGCGUCAGGCCGGGAGCUCUGCUACAUCCUGCUGGGUGGCGUCUUCCUCUGCUACUGCAUGACCUUCAUCUUCAUCGCCAAGCCCUCCACGGCGGUGUGCACCUUACGGCGCCUCGGCCUGGGCACCGCCUUCUCUGUGUGCUACUCAGCCCUGCUCACCAAGACCAACCGCAUUGCGCGCAUCUUUGGGGGGGCCCGGGAGGGUGCCCAGCGGCCACGCUUCAUCAGUCCCGCCUCACAGGUGGCCAUCUGCCUAGCGCUCAUCUCGGGCCAGCUGCUCAUCGUGGCCGCCUGGCUGGUGGUGGAGGCACCGGGCACGGGCAAGGAGACAGCUCCCGAACGGCGGGAGGUGGUGACGCUGCGCUGCAACCACCGUGACGCCAGCAUGCUGGGAUCCCUGGCCUACAAUGUGCUGCUCAUCGCGCUCUGCACGCUGUACGCCUUCAAGACGCGCAAGUGCCCCGAGAACUUCAACGAGGCCAAGUUCAUUGGCUUUACCAUGUACACCACCUGCAUCAUCUGGCUGGCUUUCCUGCCCAUCUUCUACGUCACCUCCAGCGACUACCGGGUGCAGACCACCACCAUGUGCGUGUCGGUUAGCCUCAGCGGCUCCGUGGUGCUCGGCUGCCUCUUCGCACCCAAGCUGCACAUCAUCCUCUUCCAGCCACAGAAGAACGUGGUCAGCCACCGGGCGCCCACCAGCCGCUUCGGCAGUGCUGCUGCCAGGGCCAGCGCCAGCCUCGGCCAAGGGUCCGGCUCCCAGUUUGUCCCCACCGUUUGCAACGGCCGCGAGGUGGUAGACUCAACGACGUCAUCGCUCUGAAGCCCCCCGUAGUGCUGCCCUGACACAGCUGCUCCCGGCACCCAGCAUAGAUCUGCGUCCAGGGCCAGGAGGAAGUUGGCUGGAGCACUGCAAUAAUGCCCACCCCAUGCCCGCCCCCAGAGUCACUGCCUCCUGCUUGCCCCAACCCUUCGGAGUCCGAAGUCGGGGUCCCUGGCCUGGGAGCCCCUGCAGCGGUCACAGGUGCCCUUGCAGCCGUUCCCCUCCCUGCCCUGUCCAGGGCUCCCAGGGGAGCGAGCCAGGGUGCACUGCCCCAGAACGGGCUGGCUGAGGACGGCAGGCCCCAGCCCCCAGUCAGCAAAGGUGCUUCCAGCCCAGUCCUUCCCCUAGGGCCUUUUUAAUUUUUUAUAUAAGUUACUCUGGGGUGGGGAGGGUGGUAAUCGUGCGGGCCAUUCCUCCCCCGGCACAGUAGCUUGU